AUCCAGAAGCGUCUGGAGUCAUGCCACCGAGAAAGAGCAGUGACAAAGAGGUUCAGCCAGCCCAGGCUGGACAUGCUGACGACAGCCCACUUCAUUCUGAGGGUGAAAAUGAUCCCAUCACUUUUCUCCCAGUGUCACCUUUGGCAGAACGGUCUUAUGGGAAUCCAGUAUUUAAGGAGAAAGAAGCAGACCGUGGAGGUGACUUUGCUGAAUCAAGUAAUGUGUUUAGAGGUAUGACUGAACGUCUGGAUUUAGCAUUCAAAGAACAGAACCAGGCUAUGCGGAGACUUGUUGACAGUCAAACAGAAUCUUCCAGACGUCAGGAAGAGUUAGUUAAACAAUACCAAGUGGUUGAGCAAGUGCGACAGUCCAGACUUGAGAUUCCUCCUCCAGUCAUUGAAAUGCUCAGACAGAUUCAGGAAGCCCUAAUCCCAGCACUCGGGGGGCAAGGGAAUCAGCCUCAUCCUAAUAUUCAACAACAGAAUUUCUUCAUGGGUGAAGGACAAAGGCAGCAUGAACCAAUGGAGGCUGCUGCUCCCGUUGCAGACCAUGGUAAUCAACCUCAGCAUAGGUAUAUUCCGCCAGGUAGGAGGGGAAAUGUGGGUCUUCAUCAUCAACCCUACCCAAGGGAUUUUUUCCAGCCACAAGUUCCUCCAGCCCAGCCGGUACAGCGUGGUCUACAGAAUCACCUAGCACAAUUAUUCAAUAGAGAUCAGCUAAUAGAUCUGGUACAAGAAACCUAUGGACCAGCCUUGAGACCAUUGGUGCGUCCAGCUUACAGGAAGCCUUAUCUAGACAUCAUUGAUCAUGAAAAUCCUUUUUCAAGGGGUUUUAAAGUGCCUGAGUUCACUUUAUUUUCUGGUGAGGUUGGUCAGUCCACUAUUGAACAUAUUGGACGCUUCACAAUACAAUGUGGAGAGGCGUCUGGAGAUGAUAACUUGAAACUCAGACUGUUCCCUAGCUUUUUGACUGGGACAGCCCUUACAUGGUACCUCAGUCUGCCUCAAAAUUCAGUCUACUCUUGGAGGCAAAUGGAGGACUUGUUUCAUACUCAAUUUUAUCGUUGUGAACCGGAAGUGUCUAUGGCAGACUUGUCGAGGUUAGCCCAAAAGCCUGGAGAGUCGUCUGAGGCAUUCCUUGCGAGAUUCCGGAGAGCCAGAUUGAAAUGUAGAGUUGCACUGCCAGAACAAGAGUUUGUUAAGCUGGCUCAGAAUGGUCUGGACAUUGAGUUCCGAAAGAAAUUUGAGGGGAUGGAAUUCCGAGACUUCUAUGAAUUGUCUUAUAAAGUGGCUCUGUAUGAAAAUCUGCUGAAAGAAGAUGUUCAAAAGAAAGCUGCAUCACAUGGAACCUAUUACAGUAACCCUAAUUUUGAUCUUGAUGUGGCUGAGGUUGUUACAGACAAGCCUGUUGUUUGUCCAGACCUUGUCAGACCAACUCACCAGCCUGAGACGUCUGUGAGAUGUUAUGUUGGUGAGGCUGGAAAACAGUAUACUUUUGAUGUGUCAAAAGCUAGUGAUAUAUUUGACCACCUUAAAAAGAGUGACAAAGCGAAGGAAACCAUGGGAGUGGAUGCAGAUCCUUUUCCAGCUGUGUUUGUGGGCGUGAAUGUUGCAGACCUCAGGAGUGUUGCCAGAAAUCGCAGUCUGCCUUAUGCUCAAAGGAACCUUGCUGCAGAAGACUUAAGCCGUGUCUUGGUGGAUAAUGGAGCUGCAGUCAAUGUCCUUCCAACUUGCAUGCUCUACAAAAUAGGCAAGUCUCUUGAUGAUUUAGUGCAUACUGAGGUUACAAUUAGUGAUUUUACAGGAGGGGUGAAUCAUUCAAGGGGUGUGCUGCCUGUUGAAUUAACAGUGGGAAAUAGGACACUGAUGUCUGUGUUUUUUGUGGUGGAUACUGUUGCUACUUAUAAUGCACUUUUGGGGAGUGACUGGAUUCAUUCAAGUUGGUGUGUCCCUUCUUCACUUCACCAGAAACUGAUUUUCUGGAAUGGUGGCAAGGCUGAGGUCGUGUCUGCAGAUGAUAAGCCUUUUUCAGCCAACACUCACCUGGUGGAGGCUAGAUAUUAUGAAGACAUUGGUACCAUUCGGUUUUUUGGGAUGGAUAGACAUGGGAAACCGAUUGGGAUAACAGCAUGCAGCAGACCGUCUUUGUCUAAGUGUGCUGUGGAGGAAGAAAGAGAAAAGGCCGUGUUGGAGAUAACAAAGAAAUUAGCGGCCUAUUUUGCUGAAAAAGUAGUUCAAGUAGACAGGUCUGAAAUUGUUCAUGAAGCUGAAGCUCAAGACCCAUUGGAGGAGAUCAAUCUAGGGUCUGAAAGUGAACCAAAGGUAACAUUUAUCAGCGACUCUCUUGAGCCGCAGACACGAGAUCAAAUUGUCAGACUUCUGCAUGAAUUUAAAGACUGUUUUGCUUGGGAUUACUCAGAAAUGCCAGGUCUGGAUCGAAAAUUGGUGGAACAUAAAUUGCCAAUUGCAGAAGGAUUCAGACCGUAUAAACAGCCGCCCAGACGCAUGUCUGUAGAGGUUACUUUGAAGGUGAAAGAAGAAAUUGAGCGGCUGUGUGUUGAUUUCCGAAACUUGAAUUUAGCUACACCAAAGGAUGAGUAUCCUAUGCCAAUUGCAGACUUGUUAGUUGAUGGAGUAGCCCACGCAGACGUUCCUAAGACAGCCUUUCGAUGCCCAGGUGUUGUUGGAACUUUUGAAUGGGUUGUGAUGCCAUUUGGUCUGAAGAAUGCUGGAGCUACCUAUCAAAGAGCCAUGAAUGCAAUUUUUCAUGAUAUGAUUGGUAAAUUCAUGGAAAUUUAUAUUGAUGAUGUUGUGGUGAAAUCAAAUGGGGAGGCAGACCACCUGGUUCAUUUGAGGAAGUCUUUUGAGCGGAUGAGGCAACAUGGCUUGAAAAUGAACCCACUUAAGUGUGCUUUUGGAGUGUCUGCGUGUAACUUCCUUGGGUACUUGGUGCAUGAGCGUAGUCUGGAGGUUGACAAGAACAAAGCCAGGGCUGUGAUUGAGGCGAAACCACCACAGAACAAGAAGGAGUUGCAAAGAUUUCUUGGCCAAGUUAAUUUCUUAAGACGUUUCAUUUCUAACUUGGCUGGGAAAACCAGGGUCUUUUCUCCCCUGUUGAAACUCAAGUCUGAAGCGGAUUUUAAGUAGGAAGAACACCACCAGUCUGCCUUUGAUAUGAUAAAGCGGUAUUAUCCAGACCACCAGUACUUGUACCGCCUGUGAAAAAUAAGCCUUUAAUUUUGUAUAUAUCCGCCGCAGAUGAGUCCAUAGGAUGUCUGCUGGCGCAGGAAAAUGAUAAAAAACAGGAGUAGGCUGU
Rubroshorea leprosula is the source of this 3315-nucleotide messenger RNA. Lineage: Eukaryota; Viridiplantae; Streptophyta; Magnoliopsida; Malvales; Dipterocarpaceae. The record is from the annotation of a GenBank genome assembly.